Rodentolepis nana is the source of this 1860-nucleotide messenger RNA. Lineage: Eukaryota; Metazoa; Platyhelminthes; Cestoda; Cyclophyllidea; Hymenolepididae. The record is from the annotation of a GenBank genome assembly.
AUGAACGACCCCAAACUAUUAUCACCCAGUCACUCUGGAGUAAAUCAACUUGGCGGAGCAUUCGUAAAUGGGCGUCCGCUGCCAGAUUCCAUUCGUCGAAAAAUUGUUGAGAUGGCUCAGGCGGGAGCCCGACCGUGUGAUAUCUCUCGAAUGCUACAGGUCUCCAAUGGUUGUGUCUCCAAAAUUCUUUGUCGGUUCUACGAAACUGGCUCCAUCAGACCGAAAGCUAUUGGUGGGAGCAAACCACGAGUAGCUACAGACGCCGUGGUAGGAAAAAUUGCUGAACUCAAACGUGAAUGCCCCUCCAUUUUCGCUUGGGAGAUCAGAGAUAGACUUAUUCAAUGUGGUGUGUGCAAAUCAGAUAAUGUACCUAGUGUUUCCUCCAUAAAUCGAGUUCUCCGAAGUUUAAUCACCGAAUCCCAAAAGAGGAUUCAAGACGUAGGACCCAACAUGCCAUCUCAAAAUUCCAUUCAACCUUACAUGAAUCAGCCAAAUUUGACCACAUCAGGAAGAGACUCAUUCCCUCACUUCGGAGCCCUUUAUGCCUCCAAUUCAGUUUCAAUCAAUCCCACAGAAUACCAGAGUUCUGUAGCUCCAGAUAUGUAUAACCGAUUGAAUCAAUUCCUUCAUCAAGGCAACACCACUUGGUCGCAAAGGUAUAUCCAUGCCAAUUUAACAUCGACUGGGAAGCCAACUUCAGAAACGUACUACCACCCACCAGUUGCAACAGUACCUGAGCAUUCUGGAUAUAGUACUUCCACAAAUUUAGCUCAUAAUGAUCCGAGGAAGGCUUGUACUGCUCCAGUUCUUAGUCCAAUGUCCAAUCAAAGUAAGAUUACCGCAUUAUCUUUAACGCCUUUGCUAACUACAGCCAAUCAAAUGCAGCAAGAGCAGCAACCCUACGGAAUUUCAGGAAUGAUACCUCAAGAUGUUUCCGCGCCCGCUUCUCAAGAUAUUUGGACACCGGCUGUCACUUCAUUUGCAACCCUUGAUUGGAUGACUCCAACAGAUGGGCGCAAGCGUUCCGCAGCAAGUAGUAUUGAGAGUUUCGAAAGUGAUGCUGCUUCCUCGCCUGUGAUUUCUGAUGGAGGCGAAGAAAGGAAACCCUAUAUUCGCUAUCGCACAACUUUCAACCAAAAACAGGUGGCCAUUUUGGAGAAAGAAUUCGAACGAAGUCACUAUCCGGAAUACUCAGUUCGUGAAGAUCUUUCCGAAAAGACAGGACUUCCAGAAUCAAGGAUUCAGGUAUGGUUUGCAAAUCGUCGAGCAAAGUAUCGGAAGGAAUGCCGACAUCAAAGUUCAAGUGAAGAAGGCUCCACUGCACCUACUCUGAUGGCAAGUUGUGAAAAGAAUUCACAAGCUUCUGAAGUUCAACCUGUUUUAACAGAAGCAUACACAGAAGGUAGUACAACUUUCAACCAACCUAUAACUUGGCCAUACAACCUCCAUACACACGAACAGUGGCUUGAUCAGACAAAAAACUCGUGGUUCUAUGAAAGAUCUUCCUCUACCAAUAUGAACGCAGCUUCGUCGGCAUUUUACAAUUCCACGAUGAUAAGUCCGCCAAAGUUAACGCCAAUUUACUCCGGUUAUAAAAGUGAAAUAAUUUCGAAUCAACCGGGGAUAUCGCACUCUAUUUCACAGAAUACUCGUCCAGCUUUGAGUGACAGCAACAGCACUGAGAGUGAUGGUCUUGGGAGUGGAGUUGAAGUGAACGAUUAUUCCAACUCCGGUCCAAUAACAACUAAUACAAAUACCUCCAGUUAUGUUCCAAAUUCUCACUUGCGAACGAUACACAACUAUUCGCCAAUUUACUCAACGAAUCCAGUUAUCAGUCUUCCACAACAUCACCUGGUGUAA